AAUCGAAUAAUUCUUAGUUUUCGAGUAUAUUAAAAUAAAUGGAAGAUCAUUCUUUUACUUAUCUUAUCGAUAGAAGACUUUUGACCUCGUAUAAACACGAAAAGCACGAAGACCUUUGGCACCGAUCUUCUCCCCCUAAACAUAUAUGUUAUGGGAGGACGACGACGUCUAUUCGAACUGCGGACACGGUCGUGACAGGAAGUACUUAUUUAACCGAUACUACCGUGUGUACUCGUGUAUACGUUUAAUCAAGUAAGCUCUGUACUAGAACUUAGCUUUGCACCCCACGAUCGGUCCUCACUUUGACUUAUUCGUUGUUCGAACUCUCUGGUAUCUUCCUGGCUAACGUAUACGAGCGUGCUUUGAUCCAAUCAUCCAUCGUCUACACACAAAAUACAAAAUUAUUCAUUACCAACAAAUUGUUCCUCGUACCGGAUAGUAUUAUCCGAGAGAAAAACGAUGUUGCGUUUUAAACUGAUAGAUCUUUUAUCUAUGUGUUAUCUAAAGGAGAAUUGAUCUUGAAGAAUCAAUCUUAUAUACUAAAUUUUUGUUGGAUAUAUAACUCGGGUUUGUUACGAUUUUGUUGGCAAAAAAGGAAAGAUAUAACAAACAGGUUCGAUAAAAUCAUUGCAAUUUUAUUAUUAAGAGUGCAACUUAGUGUCAAUUACGAUAAAGGGAUAAGUAUGCAUAUGGGGGAAUGUAGAGGACGGUUAUAAUACAAAGACAGUGACCUUGGUAAUCGACGAUAGUAAAAAAGAGAGAAAGAAAAAGUGGAAAAAAAAAGAUAAGAUGAUUUACAAUCGGCAAAUUUUCUUUUGGAGGAUGAUACUUCUUUGUUUGUUUGUUCUCGUUGAAAUUGUCCAAGGAGAAAUUAUUAAAGAUCCAACAUUAUGUAGUCGCACGAGAUGCAAGGUACCAUUCGAGCGGAAAUUCAAGUAUGAAGAAGGUGUCUCGUAUCAGUAUCAAUAUUCAGUUGAUGUAAGCACGAAUCUCGGUAAAGUCGGAACAUUAGCAUCGAAUGGAAGAGAAUCGAAAAAUGAAACAAAGUUGAACAUAGAUGCUUCGUUGAUCGUUCAUUUCACAUCGCCAUGCGAGGGUGCAUUGAAAUUUCAAAAUGUUAGCCUAAGCCACAAUCGGGAUCGUUACAAUGCCGAAUUUCCUGAUCGUGCUGGAGCUGAAUUCAAGGCCAGCUUGGAACGUUUUACUUUGAGAUUUGCUUUUGAUGAUGGUAGAAUAAACGAGGUCUGCCCGGACCGUCGUGAAACGGUUUGGGCAUUGAACUUGAAACGGGGUGUCCUUUCUAUGCUGCAGAAUAAUAUGAAAAGGUUCGACGUUGAUCAUCGUGUUGACGAACUCGACGUUAAUGGAAUAUGCGAGACCAAUUACCGACUAUACGAAGCAAGAAAGACUCAAUUGAUUAUCAAAAGAACGAAGAACUUAGCUGACUGUCAAUUCAGUGCAAAGCAUCUCUCAGUAAUGCAAUCUAACUAUUAUAAAAAUACCCGAUCAACUACGAAAACAUCUAAACGAUCUCUGUUGAAAUCCGCUACCGAAUGCGAAAUAACAAUCGAUCAUAAUGUAUACGAUAGGGUUGUUUGUAAAGAUACUCAUCAACUUCGACCAUUAUCAAACGAUAAUUCUGCUGGUGCUAGAACCGAAAGUAUCGCUAUUCUUCAACUUGUAGAGGAAACCAAAGAAGAAUUUUACGACGACGAAGAAUCGAAAGAAGAUGAUGAAAAUAUUGGCAAGGAUAUUGCGAUUAGAACGAAUUUACUUUACGAUCACGAGAGAGUAUCUAAAACGAUACACGGGGAAUUAAGAACGUCCCGAGAUUUUUUGAAAAUUUUAUGUAGAAAUGGCGCUAAUCCUGAUGAAAUUCAACAUAGAUUUUCCGAAACGUUUAUCACGUUCGUCCAAUCGGCUCGUCUUCUCGAUUAUCCUUAUUUGUCACAAUUGUUCGCUAGAGCAAAUGGGAUAUGUAAAACUGGCAAAAAACAAAUAGUCGAUGCAUUACCGUAUAUGGGAAGCAACGCUGCAGUUAACGUUAUGAAAGAUUUAAUAAUAAAAAAGUAUGUCAAUGAAGAAACCACAGCCAAUUGGAUCACGAUAUUUGGUCUAAUACCAAGACCAAAUUAUGGAACUAUACGAGCACUUGCACCACUCUUGGAUUUUCAACAUCAAAUGCCUAAUACUCAAUUUAUUUUAAGUUAUUCGUCCGUUAUUCAUACGUUUUGCAAAUCUACUACUGCGGACUGUACUAAUCUCGAAUAUAUUAACAAAUUUAUGUCUUAUCUUAAGCAAAAGAUCAAUAAGGGUUGUGCUCUUCGCUAUCAUUCGUUAGCAGAAGUUAAAGAAACAUUGGAAGCUUUGAAAGCAGUUGAAAAUAUGGGAUUGGAAACCGAUGAUUUGUUGGAAAAAUUAAAAGUUUGUAUAGACAACACGGGUGGUUUCGUAGCGAUGGAAGUGCAGGUUGCAGCAAUAAAUGCACAUCGUAGAUUACCUUCCUGCGAAGAAACUCGCGAUCGUUACUUCUUAAAUUAUUAUCGUAAUUUUACACUUGAUUCUGAAUUACGUAUAGCAUCGUAUUUACAAGUAAUGCGUUGUCCUGAUUACAACGUUAUAAAGACAAUUAAGCAUACUCUUAAAGUUGAAGAAGUUAAUCAAGUUGGAUCCUUCGUAUGGAGUCAUUUAACCAAUCUUUAUAGUUCGUCGUCACCAACACGCGUUGAAAUACAAAGUCUUCUGACCGAUAGAGAUCUCGGUACUAAGUUUAACAGCGAUAUUAGAAAAUUUUCACGUAAUUAUGAAGGCUCGUUCUUCUCCGAAGAAUAUAAUUUUGGUGCCAAUCAUCAGAGUAAUUUAAUAUUCUCACCAAAAUCGUACAUACCACGUACUGCCAGUUUCAACAUGACCAUAGAUUUACUCGGCGAGUCUGUUAAUUUAUUCGAAGUAUCAAUGAGAAUGGAGGGUUUUGAAUAUUACGCCGAAAAUUUCUUCGGGCCCGACGGACCGUACAGCAACGAAAAAGUAUCUAAUCAUUUCAAGAAUUUGAUAAGGAAUUUUAGGUCCGCGCCUGAAAGGGAGGAUCAAUGGUCGCAAGUUAAAAGAUUACCUAAUAUCAUUGAUAAUAACUUCAACGAUCCAAAAAUCAGUUUAGGGUAUAAGAUUUUUGGGAAUGAAUUAAAAUAUACGAUGUUAAAUGGUGACAAAGAAAUCAAAGAAGCUUUAGCUAGUUUAAAUCCAUGGGAAAAAGUAAAAAAAAUUUUAUCAGGCCAAGAAAUUUAUUACGAUAACACAGUGAUGUUCCUUGAUUCUACAUAUGUAGUACCAACAACGUCUGGUUUGCCCAUACGUUUAGAUCUUGCUGGUUCAGCCGCUUGCAAAUUUAAAUUGGCUGGCUUUUUAAACGUUAGUCGUUCGAUGAAUACCAAGUUAGAACUUAUAGGAAAUUUUACUCCUAGCGUAAGCGUCGAUAUCGUUGGCACUAUGAUGGUAGAUGCAUUUUAUAAAAAUGCUGGAAUUAAAUUACGUACAAAUAUUUAUUCGUCCGGUGCCGUACAAAUUCGUUUUAAUUUAGACGGAAUACAUUUGGUGCAAUUGAAUCUUGGCUUACCGAACAAUAAAAUAGAAAUUUUCUCUAUAAUUACGCACGUAUUCUUGGUAGAAACUAAUGGGGCAGAAAGCGAGGAAACGCAAUUAGGUAUUUUAAAAACCGAUCGACAAUCGACUUCAUCGAAAGAAUUAAUGUUACCGGAAAGAGUUAUUAGUAAUACUACGUGCACUUGGCAAACACUCGAUCGACUUAUCGGUCUUAAAAUGUGCGUUGAUUAUCAGUUUCCGAAUGUAACAAAGGAUCCUAAUGCGCCCUAUUUCCUUCUGAAUGGCCCAACUCUUUUUAAAGUUUCGGUAAUCAAGGCUGAUCCCACUGCUAAAAGUUAUUUGUUAGAAUACAAAUGGGUACGAACAGAGAAACAAAGCGUAUUCAAAGUGGCAUUUGAUACACCCGAAUCACAAAUGAAAAGGGAAUUGAGUGCUACUGUAACCUUCGAUUUAAAUAAUCAUAAUGUCACUGUUGUAUUGCAUUCAGUUGGAAAUUCUUUGAUAGCAAAAGGUACGUAUAAGAGAACGGAAAAUGAAGCGUUUAUAGAAAUAGGUUUCGAUAUAAAUGGAACUAAACAUUUGGAUGCUAACAUUGGAUAUACAACGAAGAAAUUUGCUUAUGGUUAUAUCUAUAAUCCAAAAUUCUAUUUGGAUAUCAACAGUGAACGAGUAGCAGCUGUAUCAGGUGCAAUAAGAAACACGCAGAAAAAUAAUUUGUCUCAAUGCGACAUCGAAUUAACAUUCCAAACGAAAAAAGUUUGGAGCAAAUUGGUAGGAUAUAUUGUUAAGAGGAACGUUAGUUUGGCUGGUGAUUUCCAAUUGAAUUAUCAACUUCAAACAAUGCCAAGGAAAGAGACGUUGCAUUUAGAAAUAAUGUUAUCCAAUCGAUCAACGAAAACCUUGGCAUACAAAUCAGCUAAUUUGAAAUUACAUUCCACCGCAUAUCCACAAUUGAACACAGUGAUAACAGCGUGGUAUCAACAAGCCUUAGGACACUUAGAGUUACAUGCCGAAGUUAAUUCGAGUCCACAUCUUCAAGAUGAAAGACACAAGCUUGUUGCACAGCUUGUAAUAUCUUAUUCAAAAAUGUAUUUCCAAAAUCAAGGAACUAAAGUCAAUGCAUUAAUUGCCAUUACAAAGCCUAUACAAAAUCUUGAUAUUAAAAUAGGAGUGAAUCAUUACGCUGUCGGUAUAGAAUCUAAGACUAGCCUUCUUAUAGGAUACGCUCUAGAGAAAGAAAUUACUUUGAUGGUGAGAACGAGAAUGCCACGUGGUUUGAUGUUCGCCAUAGAAGGUCGCGUUGUUCUGACGAUUCCUAAUUACAAUUCAACGAUUAUAAAUGUUCGAAUAACAGAAAGAUCGAAACGAGAAUAUGAAUUGGAUUUCGCAGGAACUUGGUUUUCCGGUCACUAUAUAACUGCACUUGGAAUUUAUACAGAUCGAUCGGGAUCAGCAUCGAUAAGUCAUAGUUUAAAGCUUAUAUUAAAAUCAUCAAGUUUUGCAAAUGAUAUUAUUAUUAAUAGUAAACUUUAUCACAAUACCAACGAUCUGGGAAUCAGUAUUUAUGUCGAACAACAAGAUAUGGACAAAUAUGCAUUUAUUCUGAAUCAUACGAUGUUAUCGCUCAGACAAUUUUCAACUUACAUUGAAAGUAGAUAUAAAAGUAACGUCUAUUCCAUUUUGAGUGAUGUUGAUACAGAAAGAGAGAUCAAAGUAGAAAUCCAUCUUGACAAAUGGCGUGACGUACAUUUAACUUUAACCGGUAUCAAUGAGGAAAAUGACAAAAAAUAUAAUAUCGAACUAAAAUGGGAUGCCAACAGAGAUCCUGCAUCAAAAUUCACAUUGGGCUUGCUAUUAAAUAAAUAUUAUGAACCGGCAUUAUCGUCCGAUAGUUUACCCGAAAAAAAAUUAAGUGCAGCUAUACAGUUGAGUUAUCCUGGUAGAUCAAUUAACGGACUUUGUUUGUUAACUAUACAAGAUCAAUAUAAUUACAUAGUAAAUGGAGUAAUCCAAUGGAAUCCAGAUAAUACGAUUAACCUUAACAUAGAUAUUGGUUAUAACUUUCAAACGUGGAUAAAAUCAUUUAAAUUUGAAUCCCAAUUAUUAACUCCUUUCGAUCAAUGGAAGAAAACCGGGUUGAGUGCUAAUUAUUUGCAAGAACAGAAUAAAAUAAUAGCAAGCGGUAGCGCACAUUGGAAUGAUACAGAACACGUUAUGGGAGAUUUUUACGUUAACGCUGAAGAAUCUAACGGUAUCAGCGAAUGGGUUGGCAAUUGCGGAUUAAGAAGUACAAUUCAUUCUAUCACGUGGGUAACUACUAACGUUACACACAAAAUACUUCAUUCGAGGACAGCUGAUACUCGUAUAUUAAUCAAAUACCAUCCGGAUAAAGUAAUCGAUGCAUGGAGUAUUUGGCAAUUGGAUGCAGAAUCCUGGGUCUCAUUUAAUUUGUCUGGAAAUCUACACUUUGAGUUACCCUUGGCUAGUUAUAAAAAAUGCGAUAUAACGUGUCAAUUGCAAGUAAAGCCCAAUCGUACCUUUUUGGGCCAAAUUAUUAUGGAUUUGGAUAAACGAAAAUACGUUGGAAAUUUGCACGGAGAUUUUUAUCGCAUAAAAGAAUCAGAUUUUCAAUUUCAUUUAACAACACCGAUAGAGAAAUAUUCUUACAUUUCUGCGAAAUUUGGUUUGUCAGAAAGUACGAAACACGUAGUAGCUAAAAUAAGUUAUCCAAACAACACUUUGGGUUUUGAAGGUAUUUGGCAUUUAUUUACGCCAACUUACGAUUUCAUCGUAAUGUUAUCACUGAAUACACCAAUAGACGUUCUUCAGAAUUCAUUAUUAAUUGCUAAACUUAACAAAGAGGAAGCUGAUUUUAGACUUGCAUAUAACAAUAUGACGGUCGGAUUUCGGGGUGCUUGGUGUUACAAAAAUAUUACUGAUUUUUAUUAUUCAUAUAAACUCUUCACACCUUUAUACGGUCUUCAGAAAACCGGUAUUACCGCUAAAUUGAGAAUACUUCAUCCGGAAUUAUAUAAAACUAAACAAACAAGUUUUCUAUUGGAUACGGAAUUCUCAGUCAAUUUGGCAGAGAUUAAACUCGGAUUAUUUGCUAAUGUUGGACCUAAACCAGCUCCAGUUCGUAUUCCUAUCAAAAUGAAAACUAAAACCAAUGUAGGAGAAGAUUCUUUGAUUAAAAACGAAGAUGAUGAAGAUGAAGAAGAAGACGAAGAAGAAGACACCGAAGAUAAUUUCUAUUAUAAAUGCCACUUUAUAAUAUGGUCAGUUAUAAUGGAGCCUAUAAAAUUACAAUUGGACAUUGACGCAGAAGGAUACGAUUAUAAAAUGUAUGGUUUGGUGAUCAUUCCACCGAGAAAGAUUACCUUUCAUGAUUAUUUCUUGCUAGAGGAUAUGUUUCAUAUUAAAAAUGAACUAAAUAUAAACACUCCUUUUAAUGCAGCUCAAGAGAUCACAUCGUCGUAUCUUUUUAAAGUAGAUAUGGAAACAUCAAUAUAUUUAAUGCUAAUGAACGUUAAUGUCAAAAAUAAUGAUAUAUGGGUGAAGAGCGGACUAAAUGUAAAUUAUACGUAUCAAGAAGAAGAGGAUGAUUGGAAAACACAUAUGUUAAAGUUUAAUAUAACGACGCCAUUACAAUUAUUUAAAUUGAUCGAUACAAAAGUCGUCGUUAAUAUAAAUGAAAAUUUGUACAAAACGAAUAUUAAUCUUCAUACAGAAAAUAGUACCAUUGAUUUCUUAGGAUCCUUUGAGGCAAAAGAUUCAUUUAUGGAUACAACGUUAAUCCUCCGUGUUGAUAGUCCAAUAUUGGUAAUACCGAAAACUAAAUUAACUCUUAAGAAAAAUUUUAUCGAUAAAGAAAAGCAACUUGAGUUUGGUACUGUGAUAGAUAAUCCUAUGCGAAGAUCAUCAAAAGUGCAAGUAUAUUGGCAAGUGGAAGAUAAAAAUUACAAAAGAGUAUUCGUAUCGUUAGAAACUUGGAUUGAAUUGUUAAAAAAAUUACAAGUCGAUGUAUUGUACGUUGAUCAAAUUAAUUCAAACGAUACAUUAAAUUUGAACGUUAACUUAACGCACAAUACCAAUCGAGAAUUUAGAUUUAUUAGUAAUUACAACAAUGGUAUUGUCAAAGCUGAUAUAUACACACCUUUAGUUUCUAAAAAGCAUUUACAAUUUGAUGGUGAUGUGAUAAAGAAAAAUAAUAGCUUAUACACCUUGCAAGGAAAAUUGAUAAAUCUUGAAGAUUCGAAAGUAUACGAUGUUUUAAUGAAUAUGAUCGUAGAAAGAAAUGCAUUGUCGAGCGUUAAUCUAAAUUUACGACCACAAGAAGAUACCACAAACAUUAACGAUAUUAAUUUGACGUUAAUACGUAAAACAUACGAACUCCAUUUUAUUGCUGAUGGUAGAUAUUUCAAUACUUCAAUCGGUAUGAAUGUAAUUAACGCUUUGAAUUGGGACAUUAGAGCACGAGGUAAUGACAAACAAAAUAAUACUGAAUACGAAUUGACGACAUUUAUGAACGUUCAAGUGAACGGUAAUACGACAUUAUACGUACACGGUUCGACACCUUGGAAAGAAAUAAAAAGCUUGACGUUAGACGGAAAUAUAUUUUUGACCGAUAACAGUGGCGACGUUAAAGUUAAUCAUCAUUUAAACGACGAUCAUUAUUACGCGGCAUUGCAAUGGAAAUUAUUGUAUAUGAUAGAUAUGUUUGGAAAAAUCGUAGCUGGAUACGAAAUAAAUGGUCACGAUACUAAAGACGUAAAUACAAAAAUAUUUUUAAAAAAUCCCGAAAAAUCAUUCCGUAAUUUCGAUAUUGGAUUUGACGUAGAUAUCGAUCACGAAAUAUGGAAAUUUGGUAGCAAUGCUAGCAUUGGUUUUCGUAAUCAUGAAAAUAUUGAUGCCGUAUUCGCUUUAAGAUUACCACCACCGAAUAACGACGAUCAUCGUUUGUUGUUAAGUUAUCAUGCUAAUAAAGGCAUUCAAGAUAUGUCUUACGUAAUAGGAUACAAUGCUCUUCGAAGCAAGACCAAUUAUGCAUCUGACGGUUCGAUACGAGUAGCAGCUCAAGACAUAGACGGACAUUUGCGGCUAACCUGGGGAUUGUUACCUCAUCAAACAGCUAAUAAUUUGUUCAAUAUUACAUUCGAUAAAAAAGAAAUCGAAUUGAAAUAUUCACUCUUUACCCCGAAAUAUCUACAAGAAGAAACACUUGUAAUUCUGUUUAAUUACGAUGCCAAUUCGGAUCGGUAUAAUUUAAUCGACGUUAAUUUGUUUUUACCUGCGAGGAAGCGUAUAGGUACGGCAAAAAUAUCCUUUGAAAGUUUGACGAAUGUCAAUGGCACUAUCAAUACCACCACGCCAAUAACCAAUGUUUCUUACGUCGGUUGCAACUUUGUCGUUCUAACUACUUUGAAACAGAACAAGAGAUUUAUCGAAUUUUUCUGGCCCAAUAAUACCGCUAUAUUCAAUUCAGAUUACACGUAUCAAAGUGUGAAACUUGAUUCCACUUUGGACGGCAUCUUUCAAUUAGAAAUUCCUUUAAGUACACGUCAUGUUGUUGAUUUAACUUAUGGUUACAAGAAACGUCCUCAGAUUACAAACGGAUAUUCCACCUUGACGUACAACCAACAAAAAAUAUUCCAUGCGGAUUAUAAUUCUAAGAGCCAAUCUAGAGCAGGAUUCGAGAAAGAUAAUAUUCAGAUAAAUAUAGAGAAUAUAUAUAAACCGAUAGGUAUUAUUUAUGUAAAUCAAUAUGAAUAUAGCGGAGGAAACGAAGGGACAAAUUAUCCGACUUUAGAGAUUAAACAUGUUAACGUUUAUCAAUUAAAUAACAUUUCGGCAUUUAAUAUUUCGGGCGAAUCUAAAAUUAUAACGACUCACACUGGUCAAGAUAUACAUUUAAAAGCCAUGCACUUGAACCAUACGAUUCAAUUAAAGACCAAUUACAAAAUAUUAUCGGGAGAAUUCGAUCAAUAUACUUGGUUAAGUUUAGAUAAGGACGCCUGGAUAUCGUAUCACGUUAACAUUCUUAAUAAAACAACCGAAGAAAUGGACAAUCAAUUUAUAAUUUUCGAUUUGGCAUAUCCCCGUAGAAAUUUUACGUUAGAUGGUUCUUAUAAAAUCACCAGCGAAGAAAUCAAUUCCGAAGCUAAACUCGAAUGGGAUCGAGAUAAGGAACGAACUCGUACGUUAGGUGUUGCUUUCGAUUGGAGAAACAUUACAUCUAACAAAAUGCUUACACACCAAGAAGCAAUUCUAAGCUUCAGGCAUCCGAGUUUUGCCAAAGAAGUAACUUUCAAGGGUGAACUUUCGAAAAAAGAUAUUAGAGAUUUAUUGAACUUGGCAUUUGUCGUAGAUUAUUCUAUAAAUCCGGAUAAAUUAUUGGAAUUAGCUGUAAUGGUAAAAGACGAGAGUGAAUUACCAGAUGAUAGGAAAUACGUCUACAGUAUAUCAGGGAAACAUCCGAAAACUGAAUUAGAUCUCAAUAUCGAAGGUUUCUUUUACAAACACAAAUAUGUUUAUGUAGAAAUGGAAAAUCACGGUAAAUAUAAACGUUAUUUUCUACCGGAAGAAAUAGGACAAUUAAGCGGUCGUCUCGAUAUCAAUCAAAAGGAAGUCGUAUUCCGUCGUGAAAAUAACGAUAAUGUGAAAUAUUUACAAAUGAGAUAUUAUCCUAAGUAUCCGGAAUACGUCGUCAACGGUAGUAUUAUAAAUACACCCGAUCUCAAUGCUACAGGAUUUUUCUUCUUCGAUCCAAAAGAUAAAUUUACUUGGAUGAUGGUCAAUUAUACACCUGAUGCUGUACAAAGUUUAAGAAUGUACGGAAAAAUACCGGAUGCUCGUAAUGCUGUUUUCGAUAUAUGGAGAACUUACGAUGACGAUUUCAACGUGUACGAUGUUACUUUUUAUUUGAAAUUAAAUCAUUCGAGGCUAGUUACUUCAACUUUAAAAUGGAGGCCCGAACUCAAAAGUGAUAUAACGAACAUUUUAAAAACUACGGUCUCAGAAAUGUACGAAAGUGUUUAUAAAGAUACCGAGAACUGGAAACAAUACAUUAAAACCGAAAGUAUAAUUAUUAUUGAUCAGAUAUGGGAAGAUUCUCAGGAAGAACUCCAAGAAUUUCUUGACGAUUGGAAUAAUUUGAAAGAACUCGAAACAGAUUUCGAAGAUUUGAAAGUAUACCUUAACGAAUCGUACAAUACUAAUGAAUUUUACAUAAAAGAUAUCGUUACUUUUGCUGUAUACAUCAUAGACGAAUUAUCCUUACGCAGUCACAUAAAAUCAUUGCCAAACAUUUUAAAUGAAAUUUGGGAAAUAAUGGGUGAAUCUGGCGAAGCUAUAAGGAACUCUUUAUUAUGGAUUAUUGAAACAAUAAAAAGAGCAUAUAACAAAAUCACCGAAAUAAUCAGUACCAUACUUAGAGGUGAUUCAUUGUCACGUGUGGCCGAUAUUGUUGAAAAAUUAAUAGAAAAAUAUGACAUGAUUAUCAAAGAUGUUCACGUAUCCUUCAUCAGAUACGUAGAAAAUCUUUGGAAUAAUAUAUCGUCGUCGAUUUCCCAACAGUGGUACAAAUUCUUAAGAAACGUGGAACCGUUAUUCAUUCAGUUGUUACAUUACAUUGAAACUAUGGCCUGGAAAGUUAGCAAAGAGGUCGUUGACUUCCUUUAUAAUCGCAAAAACGAAAUCAUUUCUUCGCCGUAUUUCGAUAGAUUUUCUAACUUAACUCAAGACAUUGAUAAAUUUUACAAAGAUAUCAAAGGAAAUGAUAUAAUUACUAACAUAGAGAAAUAUUCCGGCUUGGUGAUACAAUUUUUAAAAGAACGUUAUUUCGCUUUUGUACCUUUUGGAAAAGAAUUGAAGGACGUUAUCGAUGAAAUUAUAAUCGAAUUAAAGGAAUUGAAGAAAUUACCAUCCGUUCAUUAUGCAUUAGAUAAAAUGCAACAAGUAUACGAUAAAGUUAAUUACUUUUACAAUUAUUUAGAAAUUCGAGUUAAGAUAGAAAAUGUUAUUAGAUUUGCUCAUGCCAAGUUGAUCGAUAUAAGCCAGUCUGCUCUUCAAGCUGAAAGUCGUUACAGGGAAGCCAAGACAAAGUUUCUCUUUGAUCCGAAUCAAGGCCUAAUGUGUCUCGAACAAAAACUUCCUAUGUCUUGGCAUGCUUUUAAUCAAACACCUGAAUUCCAUGAGAUUUCGGAAUACAGAAUGAUCACUGAUAUUGGAUCAUAUUUUGUAACAUCAAAUACUACAUUCUGGAGUCUAUAUUAUCAAUAUAAGCCGUAUACCGAGCCUUCGAAUUGGUUACCACCGUUCAGAGCACAAGCAAUGAUAAUCGGAUCGCGACACUUCAAGACCUUCGAUGGAUUGCAUUUUGAUCUAUUUGGCUCUUGCACCUAUUUGCUUGCUCAUGAUUUCGUUAAAAAUACCUUUGCUAUUCUUAUUAAGUACAAUCAAGAAUCCGACAAAUUGACUCAUCGUAUCGUCGUAUUGAUUGGCAAAAAUGAAAUAGAGAUAGACAUUUUCAACGAUGUGGUAAGAUUGAAUUCAAAUGCAUCCUUGGAGUCAAAGAGUAAUCUUCCUCUUCCGAUAGAAUUAGACAAUGGUACGACGUUCGUGUAUCAACAGGAGAAUAUAGUAACGAUUGAACGUAAAAGAGACCAAUUACGAUUAGAAUGUAAUCUUAAAUUCGACUUGUGUACGGUUGAAUUAUCUGGAUGGUAUUACGGAAAAACAGCGGGUCUUCUUGGUACAAUGAAUAACGAAAAGAUAGACGAUUCAAUUAUGUCGUCAGGUAUAAUGACUAAGGACAUAGAUAGUUUUGCUCAAAGCUGGUCUGUCGAAAAUAGUUGUAAGGAAAACGUACAUUCUGCGAAAAACAAUAGAGAGACAAACGAACCGGUCACAUCAUUUUGUAAAGAACUUUUCGUCAAUCAAACUUCGGAAUUUAGUUCGUGCUUUGCUGUUCUCGAUCCGAAAGAAUACGCUAGGAUGUGUUUGAAUAGUAUUACAGAAUCCGAGGCAUGUACAAUUGCUAUAGCGUAUAUGCAAGUAUGCGUUUUUCACGACACGUAUUUGAGAAUUCCUGACAGAUGUACGACUUGUACAAUGAUAAACGAUACUCAAAUAGCCGAAGGUGAAUUUAGAAAAUUAGAAGGAGAUAAUAUACCAAAGUCGACAGACGUAGUCUUUAUUGUAGAGGCAAAAGAAUGUAAUCGUAAUAUCAGACAAAAUCGUAGUAUCGAACAACUAGUAAAUCAAUUGAACAAAGAACUCAACGACAAAGGAUUACUUUCGAAUCGUUGGUCACUCGUUACUUUUGGUGGCCAUGGAGUUCAUGAUCAGCCAAGGAGCGUUAUUCUUGACGGACAAGUUUUUACUAAAAAUGUAAUGCGUUUUAUCGAUUACUUCGAUCAUAUACCAGUUAGUGAUGGUAAUCAAGAUAUAUUCGCGGCUAUCGGUUUUGCUUCGCAACUAGUAUUUAGAGCCGGAGUUUCAAAAACUUUCAUCUUGUUACCAUGUUCCCAUUGCGAACCGGAAAAUCAAACGUUGGAUUACGCUGUAGUACAUCAAGUAUUGCUAGAACACGAUAUUGUAUUACACAUAUUGAUGGACGGCGAUUUCGAAUUUGAAAAAGAAAAACUUAAUAAAAUCUUUUAUGGAUUCGAUGCGAGUAAAUCGUAUACAAAAAAAGAUUCGAGAAUUUUUACGGGCGAUACAGAUUUAAGGAAGCAAGUGAAAUCGAUGAAAAAUGUCUUAGGGUAUUGUACGCCACUUUCCUUAGAGACUAAUGGAACUAUAUUCAGUGGAGAUAAAUUACGUUUUGAUAAGCUGGUUUCGAUCAAGAAGUUUGUUACCGUAUUUUCUAAAAGAAUAGCAUUAACUGCUCUUCCACGGUCAUGCCAACACUGCGAAUGUACGGCCGAUAAUAAUGGAAUUACCAAAACGGAAUGUAUGCCCUGUGUUUUUCCAACACCUGUUACAGUAGAUUACGAAACUUUUAAUUUUAAUGAGACACUGUCAGCUAUGCAGCCGUUUGAUUUAGAUUACGGUCAAAUAGAUAUAGAAGAUGAUUGAAGAAAUGUGAAGUGAAAAUGAAAAUAAGUUAAGUAAAUCUUAUUCUUUAAAUAAUAUGAGAUAGUUAUCAUUUUGUAUGUAAUUAUAUUUAUUCUUAUAACAUUGUAAAAAAGAAACUAAGAAUUUUAUUAUAAUAAAUUUAUACUUACCUUUUGAUGUAUUAAUAUGUAGAAUACGAUGACAUUAUCGCACUGGUAAGUGAUUAAAGUAUUUCGAUGAAUU
This is a messenger RNA of Polistes canadensis, 13902 nucleotides long. RefSeq lists its product as uncharacterized. The transcript has 26 exons. The record is from RefSeq and is a predicted model, not a curated record. NCBI's taxonomy places the organism in Eukaryota, Metazoa, Arthropoda, Insecta, Hymenoptera, Vespidae. Gene Ontology annotation, biological process: lipid transport. The coding region runs from base 790 to 13680 and encodes 4296 amino acids. Gene Ontology annotation, molecular function: lipid carrier activity.